AUGAAUGCGGCAGAGAAGGCACAAGAGAGGCAACGGCUCUCGAAUCUUAUUACCCAGUGGAAUCAAGAUCACUACGAUUUAUUUGAACUGAGCCAACCAAACGAGGAGUGUGAAUUCCAUGGUGUUGUCCGCUUUUACUUCCAAGAUGGUGCCAACGUUGUUACUAAGUGUAUCCGUGUGGCCUCCUCUGCCACUGCCGGGGAAGUCAUUGAGGUCCUGGUGGAGAAAUUUCGUCCAGACAUGCGCAUGUUGACCACGAACAAAUAUGCUCUCUUUGAGGUUCACGCAAAUGGAGAGGACCGGCGGAUUAUGUUUGAUGAAAAAAUCCUGUAUGUACAACUUACAUGGGGAAAGGAUGUGCGUGAAGGGCGCUUCCUCAUGCGACGUGAGGGUGCCGAAGUCAUCGUUCCAGAAGAAAAACAGCAAUUCAAACGUAAUCUUUCGAAACGAGAGAAGAAAGAAAAGAAGAAACAAGAAAAACAAAACAGAGGGAAGGAGAACAAAGGAGCAGCAGAGAAACUGUACUCUGAUAUGCCAGAAUCCAAGUUUACCAGAAGUAUAUCUAAUCCUGAUGCUGUGAUGCGACGUCGCCGACAGCAAAAAGUAGAGAAAAAGUUGCAGCAAUGUCGGGACAAACAUGGCCAAGGAGGUACUCUGAAGAUUUAUGGCGACACACUCAAACCUGACAUUCCUUACAAGACAUUACUGCUAUCCACCAGUGAUACGGUGGCUGGCAUCGUCAAGGAAGCCAUGGAGAAAUAUGGCCUGGAGAACGAGGAAACAGAUGAUUUCUGCCUUGUACAGGUGAUUGUUCCCCCUGGAGAACAGGAGUACCAUGGCGGAUCUAUGGGGGAGGAGAGGAUUAUGGAUGAUAGUGAAUGUCCUCUGUUUAUUGCUAUGGAGUUUCCUCCAGCACGAGGCACUGUACUCUUCCAACUGAAACGCCGAUCGCCAGACCAGACAGGAACAAAACACAAAAAGCUACGGGCAGUAUCACAUGAUGAUCUCCGCGUUCACCAGAGAGAUGAACCAGAAACCAUGCCACAAAAUAAACUUCCUUACCUAAUAGAGCUCCAACCAGACGGAUCAGAUAACCCUAACGGAAGGGUACACCAGAUCCAUCGAAAGUUUACAGAUGUUGGCAGUGACAAGUCUACAGCAGUCAUAUUUGUUAAGGGAACAAACAUCCAACCCAGGCACUGUGUGAUUGGCUUAUCCCCUAACGAUGGCAUUGUCACGGUAACACCAACCAACACAGAGUCUGAAACCUAUGUCAAUAAUCAGCGUGUGUACGAGUUAACCACACUACAACAUGGAAACACAGUGCGACUAGGAAAACUCAACUACUUUCGAUUCAUUGAUCCGAUUUACGAGGAGAGAUUAAGAAAGGGACAGGUGUUACCUUCUGGUCCUAUUCAGAAGAGGGGAGGUCCCUACAGCCCCAAACCGCAGGAAACAAAUUUUGAUGUGGAUGGGAAAGUGGAGACUAUGGCUGAUAGUUCUCCCAGGAGUAAUGAUCAACCCAUGCAUGCUGAUCUACAAAAACGGAGCCAAUCUGUCCAAAAUAUGGGACCCCCAAGAGAACCAGAGAGACCUCCUCCUCAGAGACGGGUUGAUGAGGCCUUACCGGCAGCUUUGGAAUACAGAGAUGAAAAGGAAGAUGGAUUCCUUACCUCUGUGAUACUUGACAACAACUCUGGGACACAGUUUAAACUAGCUCCCACCUACACCAUUUACAUGGCACUGAGAUAUACUUUAUCAAACAACUACCGCCCCGACCUCAGCCCCUCAGAACGAGCCACCAAGGUCACCAUGUUGGUUUCUAAGGUCUCUAAAAUGAUUCUGCAAGCCAUACAGUCCAACUGUGAUAACCCAGCCACCCUAGCGUUCUGGAUGGCCAAUGCAUCGGAGGUGCUGCACUUCUUUAAAAUGGAUCACGACAUUCACCCAUUCUCGUUGGAUGCCCAGGAGACGCUAGCAGAGUCUGUACAGAUGGCAUUCCACCACCUGGUGCGCUGUCUCCAGUAUGACCUUCAGCGGACCAUGCCCGCCUUCCUGGAUGAGAGUGACUCGGCAGAUGAUGACAUGAUGCAAGAUGACCCUCGAUACAAUAGAGGCAAACCAACUCUUGGAGAUGUCCUUGACACGCUGUCCUCAGCCAUGAAUCUCCUACGCCGUUGUCGUGUGAACGCCGCCCUUACUAUCCAGUUGUUCUCACAACUCUUCCACUUCAUCAACAUGUGGUUGUUCAACAUCAUGGUGACAGGCCACCACAGUGAGUUCUGUACACGUAGCUGGGGAGUUCGACUCAAAAGGAGGCUUGGGCGAAUCGAGGCCUGGGCAGAGAAACAAGGGUUGGAACUGGCAGCUGAUUGUCACCUAUGUCGUAUCAUCCAGGCUGCACACCUAUUGCAAGCACCCAAGUCUAGUUCUGAUGAUAUAGCCGAUAUCAGCUCAACGUGCUUUAAGCUGAACUCGCUCCAGCUUCAGGAACUGCUUCAGAGAUACAUGCCAGAACCAGGCGAGCCACCCAUUCCACACAGUCUCAUAGAAAGUGUUGUGUCCAUAGCACAGAACAUGGCUGAUGACCUGACAAAGAAUGAUGGUCGUGAGGUACAGCUGGAGGAGGACUCAGACUUACAGCUGCCGUUCCUACUACCAGAGGAUGGGUACUCCUGUGAUACAGUCCGAAACAUUCCUAAUGGUUUAGCUGAUUUCAUUGAACCUUUUGCCAGAGCUGGUUUGUGUCGUAUGGUAGCUCAGCCAGCAUCACGAGGAGAAUGGACAGUAUACAUGACCAGUGAUGAACACAUGGUGGAUGAUGCUGUACAGAGAGGGCCUUCCACACCACAGCAGCCUCCCGCUGCAGAACCCAGACAGCUACGGCCACAGCUCCCCAAGGAGCCAGAGGUCAUGACAGUGACCUUCAACAAGGUCAAUGGGAGCAUGGGACUCAGUAUUGUUGCUGCUAAGGGUGAGGGACAAAAGGAAAGAGGGAUCUAUAUCAAAUCAGUAGUACAAGGCGGUGCUGCUGCUCUUGAUAAACGUCUACAGGCUGGUGAUCAGCUGCUGGAAGUAGAUGGCAAGAGCCUGAUUGGGCUUACACAAGAAAAAGCUGCAGAGUUGAUGACUAGGACUGGUCAGACUGUAUCCCUCAAAGUUGCUAAACAAGGAGCUUUCUACCAUGGAUUAGCUAACCUGCUCAGUCAGCCCUCGCCUGUAAUGCAGAGAGCUGCCUCCCCGAAAAAGUCUUCAAGACCACAAGAGGAAGGUCCGCCCCCCUACAACGGUAGUGGAGAUAUGGAUCGUGGACGCCACCAUCCCGGGCACCGCGACCAGCGCCAGGUGAUGAACACCUCUCACAGUCGUUCUUCACCGUCACUGAACAGUGAUGGAAUGGGGUCUGAUCGAAUGAAAGCAACAUCAACAGGAAACCUGCGGGACCCUUCGUUGUCUCAAAACCAGCCCCCAAAUCCACAGGAACGGGGCAUGCAUCCCCGUGACUUGAGAGACCCUGGACUAAUGUCCAAGUCCAUCCCUAACCUUCGAAUGGACAAUUCAUUUGACAGUCGUGAACAACAGCAGAUGCCUCCUCAGCAAAUGCGACCAGCUGCAUCUGUGGGUGCCCUACAGCACGAUUAUUACAACCACAGUAUGGACAGGCGCGGUGAUCCCAGGGCACAUGACUACGAGAACCAGCAGGGUCUGGAUCCUAGGCUCAGGAAUGUUCCAGACCCAGGGAGAAUGGACCGCGGGUACCCAGAAGCAGCCCAGUCUUUACCUCCAAACAUGGGUUUGGCAGGGGGUAGGGGUCCUCCUUCAUCAAGAAAUUCACAGUCAAGCUUCAGAGAUGAAAGGCCGCGCUCCGAGUAUUUUGGCCAUCCACCUGACCGAGUUGACAUGCGAGAGGAACGACCAAGAUCAAUGGAGAUCAAUGCUAAUAAGAUUCAUGAAUGGCAGCAAAAAUACAACAUGGAUGACCACCAUUCACAACCUUCACCACAUGAGAGGAGUUUCGAAGGUCGUGACCCUAAUUAUGUAAACACAUCACGUUCUCCACCCCACUCCAGUCCUGGCUAUGUAAAUUCUGGUGACAUUCCAAAAAUGAGUGCUAAUAAUGAGGCACGCCAACCUAACUUUUAUGAAAAUACAGUGCCAAGACAAACGGAGCCACAGCCAGCUUUCCAUCAGAUGAGAAAGCCUCAUUUAGAUCAUGCACCGCAAACUGCACCUAAACCCAUGGUGGCCACCAAACCGGCCUCCCGGGUGAUGCCUGUUGACAUUCCUCGUGUGGAAGCAGACAAUCGACAGUCUCAGCCCCACUUCUUUGACCCCAGGACACAGCAAGGCCAGGCGUCACCAAAACCUAUGAACCAGUCCAGCUAUAUGGCAGGGCAGCCUCAUGUGGUACAUUCUCCAGGUUACAAUGAUCCUCGUAAUGCCAGUCUUCAGAGGAACCAGAAAUUUCCCCAGAAUAGAGAGAUGUACAACCCUCACCAGAGCCCAGAAUUACCCCCUGCUCCAGUAGACAUUCCUCCCGAGCUUCCUCCCCCUCCUGCAGGUAUGGAUAUGGAUGAUGAUUUACCUCCCUUGCCACCGCCUCCUCCUUCCCAGGACUACAGGACGGACCCUCACAUGCGUGAUGAUAUGGAUCCUCCCUAUGCAAAUCAAGGGGAUCCCCGCUUCGGCAUGCCUCCCAAUAGUUACCAGUCAUACAACGCACCUCAUCAACAAUCAAAUUACUCCCAGCAUCAUUUUCAAGACCCACGUCAAGAUCACUCCAUGAUGGCCUACUCAGAACCACAGCGACAUCCUCCUCCUCAACAGUUGCCGCCAGCUAAACCACAACACAUUCAUCCUCAGCACUACCAGCCAAACCAUGACUACCAGAAUAUUAGUUAUGAGGGGCGCUCACCAAAUCGCUCCUUUGAAUCUCCAUCUCAGCAUUCACCAGGCCAGAAUGUUUAUGAGCCAUAUGACAACAAAAGCGCUUCAUUACCCCCUAGCAGUAUGGCUCCACAGAGCUACAUGUCCCAGCCACCUAUGAAAAACACAACAAUGCCACGCAAUAUGGCUGCUCCACAGCAGUUCACAUCUCAAAGCAAAAACCGACUUGUUGCAGAGAUGGCGGAACGUAACAAAGAGGGAAAGCCUAUGAGUUCUGCUUGGGAGCGUGAUGAGAAGGAGAGAAUUGAGAAGGAACAACAACUAGACAUGAAAAAGGCAAGGGAGGUUGAAAUUUCAGAAUUGGAAUCAAGGCCAUAUCUAUCCCCCCAGGAACAGGACAGGCUGAGAAAGCUACGACUGGAACAGGAGUUUCAGCGCCGUGUUCAGGAGGUAGAGGGACGUGGAGAGGAUGAAGAUGACUCUGACCAUGACAUUUCAAACAACACGCAAGCGGGACGUGAGUUUAUGAUCAAUACCUUGAAGGAGGACAUUAUCAAAGCCCAGAAACACAUGGAGGAUUACAAUCGCAAACGUAUGUUUGAGGAGAUGGACAAAGAAAAGGAACGUAAGGCAAUGAUUGAGGAAAGUUUGGAGGGAAAGCUGGAAAUUUUCGAAAGGGAGAAAGAAGAACGACAAGAAAGGAUUCGACAGCGUCAAGAGAAAAGACAACGAGAACAGGAGGAAAAUCUACGUAAACAGAAGGAGCUGAGAGAGAAACAACGACAAGACUAUGAGGAACAAAAACGCAUCAUGGUAGCUGAAGAGGAGAAAGUUCGGGCGAGGAAGAUGGAAGAAAUUCAGCGACGAAAGGAAAUUGAGCGUGAACAGAAGAGAAAGGCUCAGGAGGCUCGUGAUGCUGAGGAGAAGGUCCUGCGUGCCGAGGCAAGACGGCGUGAAGAAGAGUACAAACGACAACAACAAGAACAACGUGAGCGGGAACGUAGAGAAGCGAACCGCGAAAUUACUGUAGGGGAUGAACGUAAACGUCUGGAGGUGUUGACUGUACAAACACAACAGCAGUAUCAGCCUUACGCUAAUCUCCCUUCACAGUACUCUCCUCCAGACAGGUACACCAUCAAUGUACCUCCCCCUCCCACCCGUGGCUCCUCAUACGAGGUUGCAACAAGAUCAAAUGGUGGCCCCACUAGUUAUGAUGCUGCAAAUAGAUCAAACCCUGGUAUGGUGAACAGUUAUAAUGGAUACAAAAAUAAUUCCACUGCUGGACGAGCUCCUCCAGAACCAUCCUUUAAAAAGUCGGUGAAAUUUAACACUCAGUUGGAGACGCAGAUAAACACUUAUAACGAAGACCAAGGCCGGGGUAACUCAGUGUCAUCAUACCGGUCGUCUGUAUCGGACCAAAACUCGCCAUCAUCACCCAACAUCAACCCCUCAGCACUAGACAACAAUAACAGUAAUGCAUUUACCCCACAACAAAACCACAUAGAUCAAAAAUAUACAACAACAGAAACCACGCCAACUGUUAUCGGAGCACAGGAAGUGUAUCGGGACCCACGGAGUAGGAUAAAUGCUCAAAAGGACUUCAGUAUCGGACAACCUUUUAAGAAAGGGCAAGAAAAAAUGUCCUUCAAAGACAAAAUGAAAUUCUUCGCUGCAGAAGCUGGAGAAGAAACUCCAAAAUAUAAACCCAAAGCAUCGAAAACUCUCCGAAAUAUAGAAUCUCAACUACAUAACGGACAGUGAGAUCCUCAGUACCAACCUGUGUGAGGGACUCUGGGAUGUUAAGUACAGACCUGUGUGAGGGACAAAGUCAGAAUGUUCCAUGGGUGAAGUGUUGACUUAUUCCUCAUCCAACACGUAAGAGAGUUAUUCCUCUGGGCAGUCUGAUUUUCAGACUUAGACAGGAAUGUUUGUUAAAAGUUGGAGGAUGUUUCCUUACGAGUUUGGGAAGACAUGUGCUGGCCUACAGUGUUUAUGAGAUCACUAUUGGUAUCUGUGGGCAUUACAUUGUUUUUGAAAUUACUUGACAUAUUGGAUGCUGUAUGUAUUGUUUACAGUAUAGUACACAAACUUUUGAUGUACUAGAGACAGAAUGUAUCCCCUUAUAAUCAUUCACCUGAAAGGUACCCAGUUUAUUAUCAUAGAUUUACGCGGCCAAGUGUUCAGGGACUCGUUACUUUAAUUAUGGAAAUUUGGCUUAGUAAUGAUAUUAGUAAUUAUUAAAAUUCCAACCAAAACUGGAUCAAAAGUGAUAAAAAUUAUUGUAGUUGCUUUCAAUAUUUUGUUACUGCUUUGAGCUAACGAGACUGUGAACAUCUCCGAGGUUAUAAACGUAAAAAUUGUUGUGCAAUUUUUUUUUUUUUAAUUUUAAGUAUUAAAUAAAUUCAUUUAUUAUUAUUAUUGGUUACAAAGUAUGAUUUUGAUUAUGGAGUAUGAUUUGGGAUUAGCCGAUAUUAUAUGGCAGGCUGUGAUCCUUUAGUACACAUUUUGAUAUUAGACUUGGUGAUUCUGUCAGUGUAUAUAGACGUAGAGAGGAGAGCUGUGUACGGUCAUACCUACAUGGACAGUACAGAGGACUGAGAGUUUUAUAUAACUAUUAUGCAGCUUUUUGUACCCUAUUGUACAAAUAUUGUUAUCAAUAACAAAUAGAAUAUCACUGUUACAAAGAUUGGCACAUAUCUACGGCUGUUGUACAUAAUGAUAUGUUAGGUACGAUAUAUUGAAUAGGACGAGAAGAGGAACAAAUUAUACCCCACGUAUGUGGAAACGGAAAUGCAUGUGUGGACAGAAUGUGUGUACAUGUGUGAGUAGGAUAAUUGGUGCACGUAGUUUACCAUAAUAGUCCUGAGGUGUGAAAGGUAAUGUGUGUUCAGCUCACUGAAACACAGGUAUAUAUAUAUAUAUGGACAUUUGUAUAUAGCACAGAUACAUAUGUUAUGUACAUAGAAAGAGUUUUAUAUUUUGAUAAGGUUGGAGGUAUUGAAAGAUGUUAGUGAUUUUUAGUUUCUCAUCCGUAGGUCAUACAAACUUGCAGAUAACUUUAGUAUGGACAGGCUAAGUAGUCGCAGGUGAAUUUGCUAAACAAGUAAGUCACAGGUAACUUGACAUGCAAGGUAACUUAAUUUGAGUCGGGUAAUUUUCUGUCAUACCUGCACUUCCUGUCACCUUUCUGGUAACAUAAGGCUUAUUUCUACACCUAUGUUUAUUUUGAUCUUCAGUGAUGAACUUUCGAGUAUAUUAAAGUUCUGCUUAUUGGUGUAUUAUUAGCGGUUGAGUAAUAAGCUUCAGACUUAAAAAUAACUUAUUCUGAACCUCAGAAUAGUUGCUACAUUCCAAUUUUACCAUUCCAUAGCAUUCUUGGUUGUCAAAACGUUUUCAGAAGUUCUAAGCACAGUACGUAGAAAAUCCAAUGCAUAUACAUAUUUGAAAUGUCUUUCUGAAGAAAAUGUCAUUAUUUAUGCUUUUUUUUAAAAAAAACGUGUUAUUGAGGUAAAUCCAAAGACUUUGGCUAGCUUUCUGAACAUACAGUGUUGAUAUUAAUUUUCCCAUAAUUCAUUUCAACUAUAGAUUUCAAUGGUGCGUACAGUUUAGCUUUGAUGUACUUAUCAAUAGCUGAAUCCAUGUUGUACAGAGGAUUAAAACAAUUUUUAUGUGAUUGUUUCUCUCAGUUGUGAAUCUCUAUUAUCAGUUUUAAAAUCAGUGACAUGAGUGAAAGUUUUUAGAAUAAAUUCAAACUUAAAUUUUGAAGCUUUCAUUGGAACAUAUUGAAAAAGUAUGGAGAUAGAUUUUUCCUUCAUGUUCAGAAAUGAUCUUGCUACAAAGUAACUCUGGUUGAUAUUUUUGUGUUUUUUUUUUUUUUUUUUGGAAAACACGAUACCAGUUAAACCCUGCCGGUGUUAUCUUGGAAGUAUUUCACGCACAAAUUUCUGAUGAAUUUCUGUGUCAUGUUACAUAUCCUCCUAUCAAUCUUGGUUGUGCCUUACUCAUUCCAGGUUGUGAACCGACACUUGUCUGUUGUUGUAACUAUUAUGGUUGUAAAGGUUGAUGGCUAUAUAUCAUUUGUAGAUAUCCUCCUGUUUCCUCACUGAAUGACUCUCUCCCUUCCCAGAUGUUACUGAUAUUGGUCAUUGUACAUUUCAUGGAUAUAAAAAUAAUUUCCUCCUGAAGUUCUGUAAUAACAAACCUCAGCAAGAGCAUCAAAGGGAGGUAAUUUGUGUGCUGUGCUGAUAAGUCUGUUUAAUUGAGAAGUAAUUAUAAAUUUGCUAGAGGCCAAACAGUGUUAAUCAGAGGAAGAGAGUCCUUGUUUUACCUAUUGACACCCAGACUUGUGUAGAAACGCUUUGACUGAUCUGUCUAGGACUGCGGCCAAGUUUGUAGACUUUUUAUUUGCUGUAAUGCAUUGUAGUAUUUCAUCGCAUGCACCUGUAAUCAAUGCUAAGCAAUAAAUUAACAUAUAUAACAUCC
Messenger RNA from Ylistrum balloti, 9369 nucleotides. Its product is annotated as afadin-like. The record is from RefSeq and is a predicted model, not a curated record. Lineage: Eukaryota; Metazoa; Mollusca; Bivalvia; Pectinida; Pectinidae. Bases 1 to 6648 code for a protein of 2215 amino acids. Gene Ontology annotation, biological process: signal transduction. The transcript is spliced from 27 exons. Gene Ontology annotation, molecular function: protein binding.